AUGGUCGCAGCACGGAGACAGAGGAAAGCACAAAAGCUGCAAGAGCAGCAGAUCUCCAAAGCGCUUAUCGAGGCCAAACCAGCUGCCAAUCACCUGUCGUUCGACGAUGACGAUGAUGAGAUUGCCAGCGCCACUCAGGGCGAGCCUCCAGCCUCAAGUUCGACGGGACCUACACAGCCGACUGAAGGUCUAGAGGAUGACAGUCAAGAUGAUGACGCCCCCAUCGAAGUGGUGAGCAACAAGACAUCACGGAAGCAGGCUUCGCAGAAUUCGGCCAAACUCAAGGCAUUGGAGAAAGCCGAAAAAACAAAGCGUCAUCAAGCUGCCGAGCGGAAGAGGCUGGAGAAGCAAAAGCAGAAGGAGGCAGCCCAAGCGACACCAACCUCGGAGCCAGCUGCAGAUGCCGUGGAGGAGCAAAGCCUCGCUGAAAACAGCGAUGGGAUCAACGAUCAGAGCGAGACGAACGAAGCAGGUCCAUCGAAUCGACUGGAUCCCUCGCUCUUUGCCGAGGUCUUCUCUCAACCAGUCUCCGCACCGAGAUCCAUCUUGAAGAAGCGUUCAGCAGAACAAGGCGCAGACGAAGUAGCCAGGCUUCAAAAGGAGAGGAGGCUGAAGCGCAAGAAGCAGAGAGCAGGAGGUGUUGUUAAAGGCAGAGAUGGCAUGCCGAUGAAGAUGGCAUCUGACGGCACAGUGCUUCGUGCGCUCAGCACCUCGAGCAAUCACAAGACGAGCUUUGACGAUCUAGACGAAUCUCAACCCGACGAGCCACUCGAUGAAUUGACAAGACCCACAAAGCUCGAUCCUACCGUCUCACUGCCGAACGCCAAAGCGAGAGCAUUUAAAAAGCGGACUUUGGCAAAGAAGGGAGUUGCAAAAGCAUCUGCUUCCAAGAAUGGAUCCAACGCAAACACGAAAAAGAACCAAGACGAUCCUCUUGGACUCAACGAUCCCGCCUUCUUGCCCGGAGGAGAGUUCUACCAUCUCAUGAACAAGGGCAACAAGUCUAAAGGCGCAAAACAGGGUCGCCAGCAAGAGCCAACUUCUGCACGUCUUGCCUUCCGCGGUGGCGGUGUACGCAAAGAUGCAGUCUCUGUUCUGCGUGCACAAAGCCGUCGCGGACCUUCGCUGGGCUUUGCGCGAAGCCAGCAAACCUCGGACGAUGAUGAUUGA
Messenger RNA from Mycosarcoma maydis (corn smut), 1170 nucleotides. RefSeq lists its product as uncharacterized. The record is from RefSeq and is a predicted model, not a curated record. The transcript has 2 exons. NCBI's taxonomy places the organism in Eukaryota, Fungi, Basidiomycota, Ustilaginomycetes, Ustilaginales. The coding region runs from base 1 to 1170 and encodes 389 amino acids.